AUGUUCUCCAUCAACCCCGAGUUCUACGAGCGGUGUAUGAAACCCACAAACACGAUCGCAAUGGGCAUGAAGACCAACCAUGCCUCCUCCAAAUGCUGGGAGGAGCAGGUGGAAAAGGAAAAACGAAUUGCCGAGCACUGGGAGGCGGAAUAUAAUGCAAACCAUCAAACGGAUAGGCAAGAAGCCAGCAAUGAGAUAAAAGGCAAUUCUAGCUCGCAUAGAACCCCACCCCUCAGCACCAUCCAGCGCGUUCUCGCGCAGGAAAGAGCGCUCAAAGAGCGCUACCUCAGCCCGGAGCGCAAUCCGGAGCUCUACACCCACCUCUACGAGCGCCCUCCGCCCUCCCUCACGGGGAUAACAAACCCAACCACAACCUCCUCCUCGCCUUCCCGCGAGGAGACGAUUCACAAUAAGGCGGCAAAUCCCAAAAUGGUCGAGGAUAAUCGCCAUCAGCACCGCUCGGAGCGGUAUCUUUUCGCCCGCGCCCAACUUCACAGCUUGGACGAGCGCUAUCCAAACGGCCCGAUGACGGCCGCGCAGAACAUCGGGUGGAAUAUCGGCAAAAAUAUCAACAAAAAUAAAAAUAAUUCGCCCACUUCACUCGGGGGAAUGACUGCGGUGGCGGAUGUCAAAAAACUUUACGGCCCCAGACAACUCAAAAAGCUCGCCGGAGGCUUUCGCAAACCGGAGGAUGAGGAUCACGCCUUUCUGCUCGGUUAUGACCUUAUCCCGAAAUGA
This is a messenger RNA of Phytomonas sp. Hart1, 738 nucleotides long. The record is from the annotation of a GenBank genome assembly. NCBI's taxonomy places the organism in Eukaryota, Euglenozoa, Kinetoplastea, Trypanosomatida, Trypanosomatidae.